Messenger RNA from Penicillium daleae, 360 nucleotides. RefSeq lists its product as uncharacterized. The coding region runs from base 1 to 360 and encodes 119 amino acids. The record is from RefSeq and is a predicted model, not a curated record. The transcript has a single exon. NCBI's taxonomy places the organism in Eukaryota, Fungi, Ascomycota, Eurotiomycetes, Eurotiales, Aspergillaceae.
AUGGGCCAUGGUUCCUGGGUUCCUGGCGUCGCUGGGGCCGAAGUUUCCAAGAACCAUGGCCAAAUCCCUCCAAUUGCCCCCCCUUCAAGCCCCAAGCUCUGCCGUCCUGCACCAAGUUUGCUGCCGUGUGAGUGGUGCAACCACCUGACGGGCCCGAAUCUAAGCUCCAACGGGACUAAGCAGAACAAGCGGACUCGGCAGACGGAGAGAAGACUACCAGAGAAAACGGACUCGACUCAAGUUCCUCUCCCAUUCCCAGCAGCGCGUGAGCCCCACGGCCGAGAUGCGUAUUCGAGCGGCUUCGAUCGCACUCCCGAGUCCCGCGUGCAGCUUUCCUGGUUGGCGAUGGUCUGUGUGUAA